CGUGCGCGAGCUCCCACCCAGCCCCACUGACCUCCCCUCUCUCAUCUCUUCCAGAUCAUGGCUUUGGCGUUUUUCUUCGCCUUGUUGGCGCAGAGAGUGUCUUUCGUUGGUGAUGAGUUGGAUGCGGAAACGCUUGAACGCAUGCGUGAGCGUGCGGUGUUUCUGCAAGAGCAGAUGACACUGCAGUGGCAGCACGUAGAGAACGUGGGGCAGAGCUGGAUGGGCAUUCGAGCCUUCCUCUCCUCUGUGUUGCCUUACUGGAAGGUUUACAGCCUUCUUGAACGCAUGCGUGAGGUGUUUCUGCGAGAGCAGAAAGAAAAGCUUCUGCAAUUAGAAGAGAGGAACCUGGAGAAGAGCAGGGUGGAUAUUCAAGCCUUGCUCUUCUCUGUGUUGCCUUACUGGAAGGUUUGCAGUGUUCUUUGCAUUCUCUUCCUUUUACUCUGGUUCAUGUGGAAGAUCUAUAAAAAGUUCCAGAGAACUGAAGACAUCAGUGAUGAGGAGAGCUCCAUCAGUGAGGAGAAGCAGCAGGAGCAGGAGGAGAAGCAAAAGGAAGUGGAAAAGGAGGAUCUUUUCUUUGCUGAUUUGCUCUGGCCAGUUGAAAGCCAUCAAAGUAACUGCAGACUUGUGCACUUCCUGUUAAGUGGCGUCAUCGAUUUUUUCCAAUACACCUUGGCAGAUACAUUCUAUCCAGUGCCAGAGCGUGCCAUCGGGGUGGGCAGUGCCUACGAAGACUGGUCCCCCCCUGAGAACGAACCCGUCUACUGCCUGCUUGUGCCACUGAUGGCUCCCCGUGGGCACGUUUUCCACCUGGAUCUGGGCACCCCAGGGGUGCUGCCAUCAAGGAACUCCCGUAUCCGUGUAGAUCUGGAAUGCACGUGCGGGAGGGAGCAGCAGAUGCGUAUGAAGUGCUUCCUCCACACCGCCUGGAGAAAGCUGGGAAAUCAGCGGCCCAGCCUCCUACACGAACUCUGCACUGGCUCCUACCUAGAUACGGAGAAGACAGCCCGCUGGUUCCAGGCACUGAUCGAAGAUGCCUGGAAACGUUUGCGUUUUCCAAAACCGUACAGACUUAAUGCACAGGCACGCAGGCGCUCCUGCAGGCUUCGUCUGACAGAUUUUGACCAAACAGUCUACCUGGUCAACAUUCUGUUUGGAGUCCAGCAGGACAAUACCGACAUCUAUCUGAACAGCCAGGAGAUACAGGUUGGUAGUGUUCCCAGCACGACCUGGCCACAGACCUGUGCGGUGGCAGAGGCGAAGUUUUUCCAGCACGUAGCCUCCCAUGCCGAGGAGAGCAAUUUCUAUGUCAGACACAUGCAAGUGGCUGCCUAUAUCCGGGCGGGCCUCCACUUUUCUCCCUACGAACUGAAGACCGUGCUCAUGCACCUCCUGACUGCCAUCCCUUUGGAGAGCUGGAAAGGGAGGUAUUUCCUGCUGCGGGUGGAUGACAUCGUGCGCUACCUGCGCUGCUGCGUGGAGGAGANAAAUGAGGACGUGCCUGCAGAGAUUAUCUUGCCGCAGGAAUUCCGAGCGUCCCAACCGCUCAACCUCUUCCAGCACCUGGUGCAGGAUCCGGGCAGACAUGAACAGACGCUGCAGGAUGUGGAGGAGCUGCAAGAUCGGCUCACAAGCCUGCUGAUCUAUGGGAAAUAAGAGACG
Messenger RNA from Coturnix japonica (Japanese quail), 1659 nucleotides. RefSeq names its product inositol 1,4,5-trisphosphate receptor-interacting protein-like 1. The record is from RefSeq and is a predicted model, not a curated record. NCBI's taxonomy places the organism in Eukaryota, Metazoa, Chordata, Aves, Galliformes, Phasianidae. Gene Ontology annotation, cellular component: membrane.